Messenger RNA from Hevea brasiliensis (rubber tree), 1809 nucleotides. RefSeq names its product BRAP2 RING ZnF UBP domain-containing protein 2. The record is from RefSeq and is a predicted model, not a curated record. Gene Ontology annotation, biological process: protein ubiquitination; Ras protein signal transduction. Gene Ontology annotation, molecular function: ubiquitin protein ligase activity; zinc ion binding. Gene Ontology annotation, cellular component: cytoplasm. The coding region runs from base 32 to 1525 and encodes 497 amino acids. NCBI's taxonomy places the organism in Eukaryota, Viridiplantae, Streptophyta, Magnoliopsida, Malpighiales, Euphorbiaceae. The transcript has 12 exons.
UAAUCAUUCAUUUUAACGGAAUCUCCCUGACAUGUCUACGAGCUCAAGCGCCGCAAUCGCCGUAACCUCAGCGGACGAUCAUUUCCGGCCGUCGGAAGCUAUGACCACUGUAGACUACAGCGAUUCCUCCACGUCUUCGUCGUCUCCAAUGACUCAGUCCUUUCCUUUCUCAUCUGGAAACCCUAGGAUCGAAGAGACACGCGGCGUCAUGCACCUUUUCUCCAAUGACGGCGUUUGCGGUCUUCCCGUUGGAAGGAAACCUUCUGUUUCUGUUCUUGGGGUGCCAAAUCACAUGACUUAUGCAGAUUUCUGCCAGUUUUGCGCUUCUUUUCUUCACCACAUAUUGGAGAUGCGAAUAGUCAGGAAUGAUGGGAUGGAGGAUCAAUAUAGCAUCCUGAUACAAUUUGACAGUCAGGACUCCACAGAUAGAUUCUAUCAACACUUUAAUGGUAGACAAUUUAAUUCUUUGGAGGAAGCUGUUUGUCAUGUGCUUUUUAUAGUCGAUGUACAGUUCACUGGUUAUAGUGGUUCACUUGACGCUCAGCCUUCCGUGACAAGCACAAAUGAGCAGCCUUCAUGUCCAGUUUGUCUUGAGAAAUUAGACCAAGACAUGGGUGGAAUUCUCACAACUAUCUGUAAUCAUUCUUUUCACUGCUCGUGCAUUUCAAAAUGGGAAGAUUCUUCUUGUCCAGUUUGCCGAUAUUGCCAGCAACAACCUGAAAAAUCAAUAUGUUUUGUAUGUCAAACUUCUGAGAAUCUAUGGCUUUGUGUUAUCUGUGGUUUUGUUGGCUGUGGGAGGUACAAAGCAGGACAUGCCACCAGACAUUGGAAAGAAACACAACAUUGCUAUUCUCUUGAACUGGAAACACAGCGUGUUUGGGAUUAUGCUGGUGACAACUAUGUUCACCGAUUGAUUCAAUCAAAAACUGAUGGAAAAUUAGUUGAGUUGAAUUCCCAUUGCGUGCAUGCUAAUGAUGGUUGUGGAAGUUGUGACUGUGUAAAAUCUGGAAUUAGUGAUGCUCUUUUAAACAGCAAAGUUGAAGCGAUUGUUAAUGAAUACAAUGAGCUCCUAGCCACCCAACUUGAGAACCAAAAACUAUAUUUUGAGACUUUGCUUCAAGAAGUCAAAGAUGAAACAGAAAGGGAAAUUGCGGAAGCAGUUAAGAAGGCCAUUGCACAAAAGUUGCAGAAGUUGCCGGCUAAGCUGGAUAGGUGUCUCAAAGAGAAGAAAUUUCUUGAUGAAGUCAAUGAGAAUCUUUUGAAAAAUCAGGAGAUAUGGAAAGCAAAGAUAUUGGAGAUUGAGGAGAGGGAGAAAAAAGCUCUGAAAAUGAAAGAUGAUAAAAUUCAUGACCUGGAAGAACAGCUUAGAGACUUAAUGGUGUACCUAGAAGCUGGAAGAACAAUGGAGCAGGUGUCAACAUCAAAUGAAAUCAAGGAUGGAACCGUCUUGCCAAUAUCUGUGGAGUCUUCUUCAGGGACCAAUUCCAAGAGUGCAAGAAAAGCUAAUAACCGUAGAAAAAGCUGAAUUUAAAAGUCACUUGGUUUAAGAAUGUGCUUAUUAAUUCAUUCAUUUCAAGUCUUCUUUAUUUUUUGGUUCCAUAGAAGACUAGGCCCUUUUUUGUGCAGUUGUGAAGUCAGUAGUCUGCUAAAUUUAGUGUAGCAAAAUCACAUUGAUCAGGAGUUUUGGUUGUCUGUACAUUGAAAGUCCCCAGAACUUAGGGAUUUCUAGAGAAUAGUAGCUGUACAUAAUAUGAUGGUUUCUAAAUGGAUUUUUAAAAAAGAAAAAGAUAGAUAUAUCAUACCAAAUAA